AAGUAAAAAUAAAAAACGACUCAUUCACCCAUUAAACGUCAGUCAGUGUCGACCGCAGGCGCAGCUCCGACUUCCAUUUUACCGCCCAAUACCAAAAAUCUCAGACGGAGACGAAGGCUCGAAGUCCGAGGCCAAAGAGACGCUGCGUUUUGGUCGACAAUGUCUGUAACGGAAGCAGUGGGAGAAGAAGCGGAGAAUCACCCGUCCGAUUCCCCAUCGGGAGUCGCAGAAAUGACUCAACCUACACAGGAAGAGUACUCGUGGCCUGUGAUUCGGUUCGAUGUUCCGCCACAUAGAACCUACCAUUUCUACCACCAGUACAGAACUGCUACAAACCCUAACAAUUUUCUUAAAGGCGUAAAAUGGUCACCAGAUGGGUCGCGUUUCCUUACAAGCUCUGAGGACAAUACACUUCGCACGUUCACAUUACCGGAUUAUGGAAGUGAUGGUGAUGUUAGCAAUUGUUAUACAGCUUCUGAUGAAGAUGCAGAUUCCUAUGCUGCAAACCUUGUCAUGAAUGAGGGAGAGUCUGUGUACGACUUCUGUUGGUAUCCAUAUAUGUCUACUUUAGACCCAGUUAGCUGCGUUUUUGCAAGUACUGCUCGUGACCAUCCCAUUCAUCUUUGGGAUGUUACUUCAGGCAAGCUGCGUUGCACAUACCGGGCUUAUGAUUCCAUGGACGAAAUAACGGCUGCAUUUUCAAUUGCAUUCAAUCCCACUGGGACGAAGAUAUUUGCUGGAUACAACAAAGCUGUUAGGGUGUUUGACCUACAUCGCCCUGGUAGGGAUUUUAAACAACAUUCAACACUUCAAGGGAAUAAAGAAGGCCUCACAGGCAUUAUAUCUGCACUGGCUUUUUGCCCAACUCAGAGUGGAUUGCUAGCUAUGGGUUCUUACAGUCAGACUACUGCAAUAUAUAGAGAAGAUAAUAUGGAACUUUUAUAUGUUUUGCAUGGUCAAGAAGGUGGGAUUACACAUGUCCAGUUCUCAAAAGAUGGAAACUAUUUAUAUACAGGAGGCCGCAAGGAUCCUUAUAUACUGUGCUGGGAUAUACGCAAAGCUGUUGAUGUUGUGUACAAGUUGUAUAGAUCAUCGGAGUAUACCAACCAGCGGAUAUUGUUUGAUAUUGAGCCCUUGGGUAGAUACCUCGGUACAGGUGGUCAGGAUGGUUUCGUUCAUAUAUAUGAUCUUCAAACCGGGCAUUGGGUAUCAAGUUUUCAAGCUGCAUCAGACACUAUAAGUGGGUUCUCUUUCCAUCCAUAUCUGCCGAUGGCUGCCUCCUCAUCAGGCCACCGAAGAUACGUAGUUCCUGAUGAUGUCCACGAGGAUGUGCCUUUGAGUGGCAAUGAAAAUUGUGCUUCUGUGUGGAGUUUCACAACUGCUUCAAUUGUGGAGAAUGAUGCUGAUACGAAUGACCAUGAUUUUAACAGUCUGUCAGAACAUGAAAACCUGCACCAGGAUCCUUGAGUCGUCGUUUGUGACAAUCUUGUGUUUACUCAAGUUUCUGAACUUCAUAUAAGCUCAUGUUACAAGUACUGAUUGAAAAAGCUAGCAAGUGGAGGCUUUGCUAAUUUAACUUAUGUUUUAGUUUAUGUCAAAUGUAGUUUUAAGCA
Juglans microcarpa x Juglans regia is the source of this 1613-nucleotide messenger RNA. RefSeq names its product telomerase Cajal body protein 1. The transcript has 14 exons. Gene Ontology annotation, molecular function: protein binding. NCBI's taxonomy places the organism in Eukaryota, Viridiplantae, Streptophyta, Magnoliopsida, Fagales, Juglandaceae. The coding region runs from base 160 to 1467 and encodes 435 amino acids. The record is from RefSeq and is a predicted model, not a curated record.